GUGUGAAGGGGGGGCUCCGGGGGGCGGGUCCCAGUGCCGCUGACGUCCCAAGCAGUGCUGGGAAGUAUAGGCUGUGUUGUCACGCCGGUGUCAGUCUGAUGAAGAUUGGCAUCAGGUGAAAUCUGGAGCAGGAUUCUGAGGCUCUCUGUCCUUUAUGCUGCUCACCAGAAAAGGGACUGUGAACUGUGCUUGGGCUCUGGCUGAGAGAAAGAUUUUCUGGCCCAAUUGGGAGUGAGAAUAGGGGAGGGAGUCUCCUGAGGACCAUCCCAGAGGCCGCCAGGAUCACCCAAACAAUCCUCCAUGUGAAUCAAUCCCAUGAUGCAACAUGCCUCCCCAGCCCCAGCUCUGACGAUGAUGGCCACGCAGAAUGUCCCUCCCCCACCCUACCAGGACAGCCCGCAGAUGACGGCAACUGCCCAGCCACCCUCCAAGGCCCAGGCUGUCCACAUCUCAGCACCCUCUGCUGCCGCCAGUACACCUGUUCCCAGUGCCCCAAUCGACCCCCAGGCACAACUGGAGGCUGACAAGCGAGCUGUAUACAGGCACCCUCUUUUCCCGCUCCUGACGCUGCUGUUUGAGAAAUGUGAACAGGCCACCCAGGGCUCUGAGUGCAUCACAUCCGCCAGCUUUGAUGUAGACAUCGAGAACUUUGUCCACCAGCAGGAGCAGGAGCACAAACCCUUCUUCAGCGAUGACCCAGAACUGGACAAUCUGAUGGUGAAGGCAAUCCAGGUGCUGAGAAUCCACCUGCUGGAGUUGGAGAAAGUGAAUGAACUCUGCAAGGACUUUUGUAACCGUUACAUCACCUGCCUCAAAACCAAGAUGCACAGCGAUAACCUGCUCAGGAAUGACCUCGGGGGGCCCUAUUCUCCCAACCAGCCCUCCAUAAACCUGCACUCACAGGACCUCCUGCAGAAUUCUCCCAAUUCCAUGUCUGGAGUCUCCAAUAACCCCCAGGGGAUUGUGGUCCCAGCCUCAGCGCUCCAGCAAGGCAACAUCGCCAUGACAACUGUCAACUCACAAGUUGUGUCAGGUGGAGCCUUAUACCAGCCGGUUACCAUGGUAACCUCCCAGGGUCAGGUGGUCACCCAAGCAAUCCCCCAGGGAGCCAUCCAGAUCCAGAACACACAGGUUAACCUUGACCUCACCUCCCUCCUGGACAAUGAGGAUAAGAAGUCCAAGAACAAACGAGGAGUCUUGCCCAAGCAUGCCACCAAUAUAAUGCGUUCUUGGCUCUUCCAACAUCUCAUGCACCCCUACCCCACGGAGGAUGAGAAGAGGCAGAUUGCAGCCCAGACAAACCUCACCCUCCUGCAAGUAAAUAACUGGUUCAUCAAUGCCCGGAGACGUAUCCUGCAGCCCAUGCUUGAUGCCAGCAACCCAGAUCCUGCCCCAAAAGCCAAGAAGAUCAAGUCGCAGCACCGACCCACCCAAAGAUUCUGGCCCAACUCCAUUGCUGCAGGGGUGCUGCAGCAGCAGGGUGGUGCCCCAGGAACAAACCCCGAUGGUUCUAUCAACUUGGACAACCUACAGUCCCUGUCCUCAGACAAUGCCACCAUGGCCAUGCAGCAGGCUAUGAUGGCUGCACAUGAUGACUCAUUGGAUGGGACGGAAGAAGAGGAUGAGGAUGAGAUGGAGGAAGAAGAGGAAGAAGAGCUGGAGGAGGAGGCAGAUGAGCUGCAGACAACGAAUGUCAGCGACCUGGGCUUGGAACACAGUGACUCCCUGGAGUAGUCAGGAAGCCCAGAUGGCACUGAUCACCGAGCAGGAGAAGAGUGUCGUCAGGAGGGCUUCAGGGUGGGAGGGAGGGGGAUAUGGGCAGGCAGCACUGGAGGAAGUUGGGCCCUAGCCUCCCAUAAUCAGCAGCUUGAGGAAAUGCAGAGGAGAUACCCUGCUCUUUCCCAACUACCAAGCUUCAAUGAGUACCCCAGCCCUACUUCCCUAGAACUGCUGAGGACUCCAUUUGGCAGGGCCAGUCAAGCAGCCUGUAUGGAAAGACAGGAGUGAGAUCUGGACUCACCCAAUCCCUGAGGACAGAGGGCACCCCCACUGAAGGACUUGAGUUGUUUACAAGCCCUGCACUGUGAGGUGGAUUGGUGCUGUUUGCAGAGUGAGCUCUUGCUAAGGGCAGAGCUUAAAAGAAAGGAGGAGACAAAGGGGACCUAGGUCCCACCCCCAGAAGAUUUUUAGCUCCUUGGAGAGACAUUCAAGGGCAGGAGGGAGCCCCAAAGCAAAAUCAAUGGCUGGAGGAGGGGGAUGGCUUGAAGGCAUCACCUCUUACAGAUCAGAGUGGGACCUGGAUUCCACAGGCUCCAGCUGAUUCCUCCAAGGCCUCUCUUUUGGGGUACAGGCAACCAUGGACUUGGAAGAGAGGGAUGAGAACCAACAGGGCCUCCUGCUCUCUCUCCUGGAAACCAGGUGUAAGCUAGUGAGUUCAGGCUGUAGGAGGCUAAGAGGAAUCCCUUUACUUGGGUUGGUUCCAGGACCCGAGGAGAUGGCAAAACUUGGGUUGGGAGCCAUAUCAAAGUGACCCUAGGCAGUCACAGAAUUCACCUCCUAUAACAACAGGACAAUGAUGUCUUACCCCUGGUGUCCCAGCCCUCAGACAGAGCUCCUCAGCUGCUCCACCCCUCCAAUGAUCUUCAGAGAGGGUGAUGCCAGGUUGGCUUGACAUCUUUCUACCCCUAAGGUCUGCCAUGGCUGUCUCUCUGCUCCCAGGCUGAUUCCAUCAGCCUGCAGCCUCGCUUCUUCAUUCUAUCCUUCAGAGAAGGCAGAAAAAACAUUGGAAAGAAGUAUCCAGCCCAAUGGGAAGCCAGGGGUUGGAGAAGGUGCUACAUCCCUCUUCCAGUCAUAUCCCAUGUGUUGGGGAGGGCCCAGAGAAAUGGCACCAAGAGCCUGUGGUGGUGCCACCAGCCUACCCUGCCUUGCUAUUCUAUAUCACCAUUGUUCACAUGACCAGAGGAACUGGGGCUCCCAUGAGAAGGAGGCUUUCCAUCCAUCUGCCCUAACACAUGUCCCCCCUAAUUUCUAGCCCCAUGGUUGGCACUUCCUUCCCUUCACCCGCUCAUCCCCCCAGCCCCUUUCACCCCUAUGGCUGUGAAUGACAGGACUGAUCACAUGUGUUUUCCAUUGGAUUUAAUUUAAUAGACUUGCCAUUUCAUUUGUAAAUUGUGCAUUGGCCACCUCCUUCAGUGGUGGGAUAUGUGUAGCUACCUAGCGCAGCUUGAGGGGACCCUCAGGGCCCUCUGGGGCUUCCCCUCACUCACCAGGUUGUAUGGAGAAAAAGGAUGGUGGCUCUCCUGAGGUUUCCCUGAAAUGAAUGUAUUUCUCCCCAAAAGAGCUGAUAUUUAAUGUUUUAAUAGGGAUUUUUGAGAAACAAAUAACCUUAUUUAUAAUCUGGGUGAUCCAAUCAUUUUUUACUCCCUUUUGAUGCCAUAGGUAGAAGAAAGUCUGGCUUUUUUGGCGUGAGACUUUUGCAAUGUGCAGUGGGAUAAAACACAUUUCCUCUUCUAGUUAAUUUUUCUUGUUUAAACACACACACACAAGCCCUCCCACUUACCACUUUGGACAGGCAUCCCUCCCAACACAGGCUCACCUGUACACCCACAUAUCCUCCUCCCAGCCCCUCCACCUUCCUAAUGUUAUGCAACCUCCUUCUGAUGUAUCCACCAAACCAGUACUGAAUGUGGCUGAGAAGUUUUCAGUAAAUCUUAUUACCUACC
Messenger RNA from Orycteropus afer afer, 3722 nucleotides. RefSeq names its product PBX/knotted 1 homeobox 2 (gene PKNOX2). Lineage: Eukaryota; Metazoa; Chordata; Mammalia; Tubulidentata; Orycteropodidae. The record is from RefSeq and is a predicted model, not a curated record. Gene Ontology annotation, molecular function: DNA-binding transcription factor activity, RNA polymerase II-specific; RNA polymerase II cis-regulatory region sequence-specific DNA binding. Gene Ontology annotation, biological process: regulation of transcription by RNA polymerase II.